CAUGAUGGGAGCAUUUAGGAGAGGAUGCGGAGACAUCAAUGAAUGCAGGUUCCAGAACAAUCCUUGCUCUUAUCAAUGUCAGAAUUCAUAUGGUGGAUUCAAAUGUGGAUGCCCAAGAGGAUACUUCGGUCUCGGUGGAAGCCAAUGCAUAAAAGCUAACAGCGGUUUCCAGCAACCAACCGGGCAAUGCUACGACUGCGAACCACUUGGAAAUGCUGACUUUGCAAGAAUGGAAAUGCUAAGCGGGUAUGUUCAGAAUCCUCGACCAGUUAAUACAUCUGUUCCAAUCAUUAUGCAUCUCAGCCUACAAAACCUGAACCCACGUCAACGAUUGAUCCAACUUAUCCCAGCUAUCCGGAUAUUGAAGGAUCACACAUUGUACAAAAUCAUCGGAGGAAACAAAGACAGAAUGUUCAUGAUUAAAAAUCAAAAUGGCGUCCAUUCUAUUCAUUAUGAGGAAGAUAUAGAACCAGGGAAAUACACCAUCAAACUCAAAGUGAUUCCUAAAAUCGGAAGAAAGGCGGCAAAGAAAGCGAGCCUUGGUAUUCAAGAGAUGGAAGCAACAAUGAAGAACAAAUUCAAAAUUGAAAUUGUGUUUCAUUUUGAAGAGUAAAUGAAUGAUUUCAAAAAUAUUAUUGAAUAUAUGUAUAUCUAAUAAUCAAUAUUUAGCGAUUAAACAAACUGUUUUUGGUGGAUGGGCGCGUAUUUGUAUGUAUUUUAUU
Messenger RNA from Styela clava, 722 nucleotides. NCBI's taxonomy places the organism in Eukaryota, Metazoa, Chordata, Ascidiacea, Stolidobranchia, Styelidae. The record is from RefSeq and is a predicted model, not a curated record.